GACCGUCUUCCUACCGUGUCGGCUGCACAGGCCCUGGAAGACUUUGAAGGGACCCAGAACCACCACAUCUCCACCGGCCUUCCAGUUCUCGAUGCCUCAAAUGGCAUCCAGAAGGGCAGUGUGACGGAAAUAUGGGGGCCCCCGGGCGUGGGAAAGACAGCAUUCGGAAUCCAGCUCACUGCUAACUGCCUUCGCGAAGGCGGCGGAGUCGUCUGGUCGGGCCUUGGCAGUCUCUUGUGGUCAGGCACUUAUACGGAUGCAGAUGGCUUUCACCGGAUGUCCAUUGAGCGGUUGCACCAGGUCGUGGAUUUGAACUCUGAGGAUGGGCAGAUCCAACCAUUAGACAAGUUUGUUCACUAUAGCUGCCCGACCUUGGUUCAUCUCAUAGCCCUGCUAUGUCGGCCCACGGCGUCUUGUAUCCCAGAGUGGACAUCAUUGAUUGUUGUUGAUUCCCUUUCGGCGCUGGUCAACCAUGACGUCCUCAAGAAUACAGACCUGAGGCAGGCCCCUCAGACGAAGCAUAAAGAUACCCGAGAACGCAGAAUACAGGCACUUCACUAUAUUUUGAGCAACCUUCAAAAGCUGGCAGCAACCCGGGAUGUGGCUAUUGUCAUCCUCACGCAGUGCGCCACAAAGAUGCAGGCGGAACGCGGUGCAACCUUGGUUCCCGCCAUCAAUGCAAGCGUCUGGAGACAAGGUAUUGUCUCGAGGAUCGCACUGUUCAGAGACCGGCUUCAAAAUGACUUCGAGACUUCCACUGCUCUGCGCUUUGCGUUCAUCCAGAAGCUGAACGGAGUUGACAAGCAUGCGGAUGAUGCAGCCGCACUCUGCGGGUUCCAUAUUGAGGCAGUAUGUUUCUUUGAUCGAUCAGUAGUCUGGGUCUGA
Molecule: messenger RNA, 885 nt
Organism: Podospora anserina S mat+
Lineage: Eukaryota; Fungi; Ascomycota; Sordariomycetes; Sordariales; Podosporaceae
Exons: 4
Biological process (GO): reciprocal meiotic recombination; meiotic DNA recombinase assembly; DNA repair
Cellular component (GO): replication fork; Rad51B-Rad51C-Rad51D-XRCC2 complex; Rad51C-XRCC3 complex
Molecular function (GO): four-way junction DNA binding; crossover junction DNA endonuclease activity; ATP-dependent DNA damage sensor activity
Source: RefSeq, a predicted model, not a curated record